UUUAAUGUCUUGUCAACAAUCGCGUAAUAUUGCUAUUCUGGUGGGAACUCCAAGGCCCUUGUCCUAUAUUAGUUUCUCAUAGCUCUAGAAGAAGCAAUGUAGCAAUGGAUUGCUUUCAUCCAUGUCCAGCCACUUCAACGGUUGCAAUGAUUGCUUUUCCGGUACUACUCUUUCUUUUCUCUCUUCUAUGGAUAUCAAAAACUGCCUCAAGAAAAACAAACAAAAUGAAAACGGCACCUGAGGCUGGUGGCGCAUGGCCUGUAAUUGGCCAUCUUCGCCUCCUAGGAGGGCCACAACCAGUUCACAUAAGCUUGGCCAACAUGGCUGAAAAAUAUGGAACAAUCUUCACUAUCAAGUUGGGUGUGCAUAGAGCUUUGGUGGUGAGCAAUUGGGAGAUUGCUAAAGAAUGUCUUACCAUAAACGAUAAAGCAUUCGCCAAUCGUCCAAAGCUUGUUGGCUUGGAACUUUUGGGCUACAACAAUGCCAUGAUUGGCUCUGCGCCAUAUGGACCUUACUGGCGUCAAGUGCGCAAGUUUGCCACUGUUGAGCUCCUCUCAAACCACCGGAUCGAAAUGCUUAAACACGUGAGGGAAUCCGAGGUAAAUACAUCUCUGCAGCAGCUAUACCAGCUGUGGAACAAUAAGAGAAGCAACUCUGAUAAAGUAUUGUUGGAUAUAAAGAGAUGGUUCAGAGAAGUUACUCUUAACGUGAUUCUGAGGAUUGUUGUAGGAAAGCGAAUUCCGAAUUCCAGUGAAGGCGGUGAAACCGUGAAAUGGACCAAGUUAGUGGACGACUUCUUUGAACAAAGUGGGAAGUUCUUGGUAUCAGAUGCGCUGCCGUUUCUGAGAUGGUUUGACAUAGGAGGAGAGGAGAAGCUCAUAAGGAAGACAGCAAAAGAAUUAGACCAAGUUAUCGAGGGAUGGCUACGGGAGCACAAGCACAAGAGAGCUGCAAACGAGGCCAAGAGUGAAGAAGAUUUCAUGGGAGUGAUGCUGUCUAUUCUCCGUGAUGUAGAGGCGCACGAUGCUGAUACAAUCAACAAAGCCACCAGUCUGAGUCUCAUCUUAGCGGCGGAAGAUACCACCUCAAUCACAAUGACAUGGGCUUUAUCUUUAUUACUCAAUAACCGUGAGGAAUUGAAGAAGGUCCAACAGGAACUAGACAUCCAGGUUGGCAUGGAUAGACUGCUAGUAACAGAAUCAGACACCAAAAACUUAGUGUACCUUCAAUCCAUCGUUAAGGAAACGUUGCGCCUAUACCCUCCUGCUCCACUCUCAGCGAUCCAUGAAGCCAUUGAAGACUGCACAGUAAAUGGUUACCAUGUCUCGACUGGAACUUGGCUGAUAUUCAAUCUUCACAAGAUUCAUCGUGAUCGGCACAUGUGGUCAAACCCUUCUGAAUUUCGACCAGAAAGAUUUUUGACUACCCACAAAGAUAUUGAUGUCAGGGGACAGAAUUUUGAGCUGAUUCCAUUUGGCAGUGGUAGAAGAAUGUGCCCCGGAGUUUCAUUUGCGCUUCAGAUUUUGCAGCUUACACUCGCUAAUGUGCUGCAUUGGUUCGAGUUUGAGACUCCGUCAGAUGAAAAAGUUGAUAUGCGUGAAGCAGCAGGAUUGACGAGUCCUAAAGCAACUCCACUUGAAGUUCAUAUAACUCCUCGCCUUCCUGCUUCUCUUUACUACUCCACCAACUAAUUGUUAUAAUAUUUGAGUUUGGUUUAUAACAAAUAAAUUUCUAAGAUGUUUCAUGGUAAUAGGUAUAAUUUUGAUGUUUUCUUCCUACUCCGCUGCUUGAAUUAAUGUAUUAUAUAAUCGGAAUCUGAAAAGAUUCACUAAUGUUUAACGUGUCUCAUACUUGUAUUGUUAAAUAAUUAAGUAAUAUAUAAAUUAUAUUCAAGAUUAUUAUGU
Messenger RNA from Durio zibethinus, 1904 nucleotides. Its product is annotated as strychnine-10-hydroxylase-like. Gene Ontology annotation, molecular function: monooxygenase activity; heme binding; iron ion binding. The record is from RefSeq and is a predicted model, not a curated record. NCBI's taxonomy places the organism in Eukaryota, Viridiplantae, Streptophyta, Magnoliopsida, Malvales, Malvaceae.